AUGCCGGCAUUGACUACCGUUGUCGCCAUUGCGGUCUCCUGCGGCGUCGUUUUCAUCGUUACGACGGUCGUAGGUACCAUCGUCUGGGUAAGGAUUCGCCAGGAACGCCUGUCUCUCGCUGUGGCCAACUCCCGGGACGGGCCCUACGUCCACGGCCUGCAAACCUUCCCUACCGAGACUUUGACGGAGUUGUCGCGCGAAGAAGGCUCUGCCUUGAGACAAUACGGCCAAUUGCCAUACGGAAGGCCCAAUGAAUGGGGUCUAUUGGCGUCGAGGGAAAGUCUGGUCCAGUCGACAGCCGACUCCGAAGCUUCACCUAACUUCAUGGAGAAGGCGCGCGGGCUUCGGCGAUCUCUCUCGCAGUCCCUGUCGCGAUCUCAGUCUGCCCGAAGAUCCAGGAGCUUCGUACGACCUCGGAGACUGAGUUCACUCGCGCCGCUGAAGGAAACAACGGAAAGAGCAUCGCCCCCUCCGCAUUCAGCCGGCGCACAAGAUGACGAUAUGCCGACCUCGGCGGUUGAUGGAGCGUUCGAGUUGCCGACAGAGAGGACUCCUCGACAUACACCGGAACGAGACGAUGAAAUGUCCCCUAGCAUGGACUCAAGCACACGCCAUAUGUCCGGUCAAUGGAUCGGGGCGCAUCAGAGAGAACGCUCGGGCAGCCUUUUCCCGGUGAUAGAAGAUAACCUGCUAGGAUUUGAGCAAGGGCGGGCACGAGGAGGAAGCAUUACCGCUCAGUCGGCCGGACUGAUGCCAGAGCAGCCAGUCCCUCCGCCUCCCAGUGCAUAUCCUCCGAAUCGAUUUCGUCUCUCGAAGAACGACUCGAUCGGUCUCUCCUCGCUGAGUCUCGAAACAGCUGACAGCUCGAUUCUAGACGAUGGCCGCAGAGGCUCAGUGGGAAUCGAUGGUGAUUUUGUCUCACCUGCUCUACCCCCCUGUCCCACGUUUGCACCCUAUAGUGCCAAUGAUGUCGGACGCAUGGAAUAUGACCGACGAAGCUUCCUCCCGCCCAGUUCGAUCGUGCCAGCACCUUUCAUAUUUCCUCCCAAUUCCCCGGCGAGGGAGGUCCAGAGGAUAGAGCCAGAUCGGCACUCUCCUCGCCGCAGUCUGACUGCACGAAGCCCAAGCUGUUCCUCGGGCCAAGUUGGCCCAGCGCCGCGGAGGAGCGAGUCCUUGUCCACGACCACCACCAGUCAAUCCAGAAGAGAAUCCAUGUAUGCAGACCUGGAUCAGAUCCCUCCCCUGAACCCCGCGCCUCGGAACUCAGCCCUGCUUCCUCAUUUCAGUCAGAUGCAACGGCAUUCCGUCUAUGGCAAUCCUCAGCGAGAACACGAUCCAUUCAUCGCCAGCGCCCACAGUGUCAGCGGAUUCAUUGGCAGUGCGAAUGCACCAAGCCGACGACCCAAUAGUUUCUCUAUCCAAGAGGCCCACCUGCAGACCUCGGCCACUCACCCCAGACCACCUUUGCCAUCCGCAAUGAAAGGGGGCAGUGGGCCACGAAAGGGUCAUCGGCGGCAAAACUGUGUCCGCAUAUCAAUCCAUCCUCCCAUCACAUUUGGAGCACCCGCAUUCUCGCCCAUGGUGGAAGAGCCCGAAGAACUAGACAACGGCGAUAGGCGUCGGUCCGAGGUUUCGGAUCUCUCAACAUCUAACAUGUCGUUAUUGAAUUCCAGCGUUUCCUCCCUCUCGAUGAACCGGAGCAGUUACCACGAACUCGCAAAUGACCGACCUAGGACGAUAGAGGCCCCCGAGAGUCGACCUAUCUCCUCGUACAGGAGCCCGAGCAAGAAAAGGAAGCAUUCGCGCCACGACUCUGGGGACAGCGUGGUAAGCGCCUCGGACAACGACAAGACGCUUCCCGAGCUCGUCACUUCUUUGCCUACGACCACCGAAAGCAGUAUGUCACGCACCCCGUCACCCGACAAACACGCUCCGCUCUGGACCGUGCCAAAUCAUAUCGCAUCGCCUACAAUCUAUGAAAGCUCACCCAGUCCCGGUAGCCCUCGGCGGUCAGCGGUCAAGGGACCGCGCAGUCUGUCUGCGAAGCCAGGUCGCAAUAGUUUCCGCGCCUUGCCGUUGGAUGAGAAUGCCUCCAGUGGUACGGAGGACCCAGUGCCCCGUACCAAGAGUAUGCGAAGGGAGACAAUCACCAAGUCGGCCGACUCGUUGCAACGUGCAAAGAGUUCAAGUGCUGUGGACUCGCCGUUGUUCACGGCAGGUCGAAUCGCGGUGGACAUGGAUCGACGGAAUAAUCGAUCGUCGACGACAGCACAACAAUUCUCUUCUGGUGCCAAUCAAACACCCUGGCCGCACGUGGGCCGUAUUGUCCCCAUCUGGGAAGAUCGAGCCAUAGAACAACGGCAAUCGACUCAAAAGCCCUCGGUUUCCCUAGUCAAUGAACCUGCAGAACUACAAGGUGAAGUACCGCCGACACCCAAACGAGACCCUUCGAGGGGGCGACAGAUGUCACGACCGGCAUUCACAACCCCGAUAAAGAAGACAGUCGGGUUAGGGAUUGGCGCUGCGACACCAGGAAGUCUGUAUGAUGGAGAUGGCUUUUUAAAAGAAGGGUGA
Molecule: messenger RNA, 2574 nt
Organism: Aspergillus steynii IBT 23096
Lineage: Eukaryota; Fungi; Ascomycota; Eurotiomycetes; Eurotiales; Aspergillaceae
Exons: 1
Coding region: 1-2574 (857 amino acids)
Source: RefSeq, a predicted model, not a curated record